Messenger RNA from Fulmarus glacialis (Northern fulmar), 539 nucleotides. It is a transcript of the gene LETMD1, whose product is annotated as LETM1 domain containing 1. Gene Ontology annotation, biological process: intracellular monoatomic cation homeostasis. Gene Ontology annotation, cellular component: mitochondrial inner membrane. The transcript is spliced from 4 exons. The annotation marks the transcript as partial. Lineage: Eukaryota; Metazoa; Chordata; Aves; Procellariiformes; Procellariidae. Gene Ontology annotation, molecular function: ribosome binding. The record is from RefSeq and is a predicted model, not a curated record.
GUAUUUCUUCCCACGCCAGCUCCUGAUCCGAUACUUCUGGACCCCCAACCAGCAGGUUGAGUUCCUGGACGCCUACGACGCCAUCCGGAGAGACUUGUAUCCGGAUGUGGUGGAGAGUUUAGCCCUGGCAGCGCGUUCCCUGCCUGAGCCGCAGCUCCGAAAACGCCUGUGGGAGCUCUGCGCCGAGGUGCAGCAAGGUUCCCAGCCGCACGUGGCCGAGCUCUAUGCUGUGAGAAGUUUGUUUUCGGGAUCUCCGCUGGGUCUGAACAAGCUGCAGGUGUCUCAUGUGAGAGCCCUAAGCCAGGUCCUGUUUCUGACCCCCCACUUGCCGGCCUUUUUCCUGAGGCAUCGCCUGCGGAGCCACGUCUUGGAGAUCCGGAACCUGGACCGCGCCAUGCUGCGCCUGGGCUUGGGCCAGCUUUCCGAGGAGGAGCUGAAAGCGGCUUGUUACCUCCGUGGCCUGAACUCCACUCAUCUCGGCAUGUCCGAGUGCAGAGCGUGGCUGGAGCAGUGGCUGGGGCUCUCCUGCAAGCUGCAAG